CUGUGGCCCUCUUGUGAAGCUGCUUGUUUGUGUCGCUUCCUCUACGUUUUUCUCUCUCUCUCUCUCUCUCAUUCUGUCUUGUUCUUUUCUUCGUUCCCUCGUUCCCUCCCUCUCGGUCGGACCCGCCCUGCCCAACCCUGGGUGCAGGAAGCACAAACUCUCCCCUCCGGCCUUUCGCCAGCAAUCAUGGCUGCUGCAGGGGGACCAGGUGCCCGUCGGGGCCCCUUCGCCCUGGGCAGAGCCGCUCGGCACUCGCUGGACAAGACCCUGCAGGGGCUGGAGAAGCUCCAGCGGCUGGUGGAGCAGCCGGGGCUGGGGCUGAGGAACAGCCCCCCCCUGCUGCCCCAGCUCCUGCCCCAGACGCGCCAGCACCUGCUGCUGAUCCGAGGCCAGCCUGGGACCAGCCUGAGCUGCCUCUGGGAGGCCAGCUACUUCCCCGUCUACAUCAACAAUUUGCAGUGCAAGGUCAAGCAGGCCACCAAGCUCUUCAAGGGAGACCCGGAGGGAAUUUUCCAGGAGGGGUCGGCCUCCAGGAGGAAGCUGACCAAGCUGUCGCUGAUCUUCAGCCACAUGCUGGGGGAGCUCCGGGCCCUGAUCCCCAACGGGCAGGACCAGGGGCACCAGUACCGGCCCAGCCAGCUGCCUGCCGAGGCUUUCUGGAGAGGGACAUGGGGGGCACGGAGCCUGGUGCCGUGGAGCGAGUUCCAGGUGGGGCUGCAGCAGGUUCACCCCGUGGCGCCUGGCCCCAUGGCCGCAGCCCUGAGAGCCACCAUGGACCUGACCUGCAGUGACCACGUGUCCAUCUUUGAGUUCGACAUCUUCACCCGCCUCUUCCAGCCCUGGCCCACACUGCUGAAGAACUGGACGCACCUGGCAGUGACGCACCCGGGCUAUGUGGCCUUCCUGACCUACGACGAAGUGAGGGCGCGGCUGCAAACCUAUUCUAACAAGCCAGGCAGCUAUGUGUUUCGGCUCAGCUGCACGCGGCUGGGGCAAUGGGCUAUUGGCUACGUGAGCCGGGACGGCAGCAUCCUUCAGACCAUCCCCCAGGACAGACCCCUCUUCCUGGCGCUGAUCGAGGGGCACAAGGAGGGCUUUUACCUGUAUCCGGACGGGAAGAAUGUGAAUCCGGACCUGACGGAGCUGACAGAACCAACGCCUCAGAACCGGAUCGAGGUCUCACCGGACCAAGCCCAGCUCUACUCCCAGAUGGGAUCCACUUUCCAGCUCUGUAAAAUCUGCGCCGAGAACGACAAGGACGUUCGGAUCCAGCCAUGCGGGCACCUGUUGUGCGGGGGCUGCCUGAACGCCUGGCAGCAAACCCAGGCCCCGACCUGCCCCUUCUGCCGCCGGGAGAUCCUGGGGCGCGAGGAGAUUCGCAUCGACCCCAUCGGCGGGCGUGGGGCGGGGGCGGCUCCGGACGAGGACGACGACGACCUGGAGGAUGUGGAGUCAGUGCUGCAGGAGCUGGCGGCCCUGAGGAAGGCAGGGCAUCCUGCGUUCCCCGCCUGUCCGGACCCUGAGCUGCCUGGUCCCCCCGUUCCCCCCCGGCUGGACCUGCUUCAGCCCAGGGACCCGGACCCCACGCCCCAGGACCUCCCACUGCCCCCCUUGGGCCACCCCAGUGACUGGAUCCGGCAUCGGCCUCUGCCUCCCAGGCCCUGGAGGCCCCCUGCCCCUCCCCUCUCCCAGGGGCCUGAGGAGCCCAGCUGAUCGGGGGCAGGUGGGGGGGGUUGACAGUGCCAGAGACACACUCUACCUUCAACCCCACGGACCCAGGUGACCAGAGAACCCAGGCAUCCGGGUGGCUUCAGCUCAGCUCCCCCCACAGCACAGCCAGG
This is a messenger RNA of Dermochelys coriacea (leatherback sea turtle), 1841 nucleotides long. RefSeq names its product Cbl proto-oncogene C (gene CBLC). Gene Ontology annotation, biological process: negative regulation of epidermal growth factor-activated receptor activity; cell surface receptor signaling pathway. Gene Ontology annotation, cellular component: plasma membrane; membrane raft. Gene Ontology annotation, molecular function: calcium ion binding; SH3 domain binding; phosphotyrosine residue binding. Lineage: Eukaryota; Metazoa; Chordata; Testudines; Dermochelyidae. The record is from RefSeq and is a predicted model, not a curated record.